GGGCCCCCCCCGGUAGUUUGGCGGAAAGUGAGUGAUGAGUCCGUGUCCCCAGCAAAGAGGCAAAGAACUUGCUUUGCAGCCUGAGUAGUUGUUUCUUUCGAUUGUUGUUGACGCUUUUUUUUUCAUUAUUAUUAUUAUUGCUUUUUUUUCUUUUUCCUUUUUUUUAAUUUCCUUCCUGGCCUUUCUUUCUUUCCUUCCUUCCUUUUUUUCUUUUUUUUUUUCCCGUGGAGGGAGGGGUGGCUGCCUGGCUGGUCGGUUGCAAAAAGAGAGAAAAAAAGCCAAAAAAAAGGAAAAAAAAAGAAAAGGAGGCAAAAAAAGCAAGCCAAACAAAACAAAACAAAACAAAAAAGCCAAACCAAACAAACAAACAAACAAAAAAAAACUUCAUUCGGAUCUGAAAGUGGCAGGAAAAGUGCCUGGCAAGUUGCAGGGAUGGAGCUACACAGCUUGCAAGAGGCGUUAAAAGUGGAAAUCCAAUGUCAUCAGAAACUAGUUGCACAGAUGAAGCAAGAUCCACAGAACGGGGAUCUUAAGAAACAAAUCCACGAAAGGCAAUCAAGAAUAGCAGCUCUUAAUGAAAAACAAAAGCUGGCGGUGCGGAGCUGCCCCGCGGCCGUGCUGGUGGGCAGCGGGGCCAGCGGCAGCGCCAAGCCCGGCGGCGUCCCGGCGCUCCUCAAGGCAUCCGGCGGCGGGAGCCCCAGCGGCAGCCCGACCCAGAGCCUGGCCAUCUCCGUCCUGCCGGCCAAGGCUCCCAUCGCAAUGGUGACGGCGCACCUCAACGGCGGGCUGGGCUGCAGCGCCGCGGGCGUGGAGCCCCCGCAGAGCGCCCCCAUCAACCUGCAGACUACGGCCAAGCUGGUGAGCGCCCGCCGAGCGCCCGAACUCGGCUCCAACACCCAGACUUUGGGAACUAUCACUGCAGUGCCCAUUAAAGUUCCUCAGGUCAGCUCCUUGCAGAGGUUGGCAGGACAAGGACCAGCAGUGCUACCUCAGGUUAGGCCAAAGACCCUGAUUCCAGACAGCCUCCCUAUUUCCCCGUGCAGAGACCAACCUUCCAAACAGCCUCCUACCUUCCAAAAGGCAACAGUAGUCAGCAUCAAAAACCCCAGCCCUGCCCUCCCGACUGCCAAUAAUACCGUCAGCCAUGUACAGACGCCCAACAGCCAGUCACAGAGUGUCAAUGAAUCUACAUCUAUUUCAUCUCCUCUGAGCAGUGCAGGAGUGGCGUACGCCAUCAUAUCCACCUCCCCCAACAAUGCAACUCCUAUUAGCACCAGCGCUACUGUCUCCGUGGUCAACGAUAGCAUUAAAGUGCAACCACUCCUCAUUAGUGCCGACAGCAAGGUUAUCAUUAUUCAGCCUCAAGUCCAAACUCAGACAGAAAGUAAAGUGGAGACAAAGAAACCUCCUGAAGAGUCAGCUCAGGGACCCCCUGCUACCAAAAAGAAAAAGGAGGAAAAUCCAGAGAAAAUUGCCUUUAUGGUAGCAUUAGGACUGGUUACAACAGAACAUUUGGAAGAAAUCCAGAGCAAGCGUCAGGAAAGGAAGAGAAGAAGCACAGCAAAUCCAGCCUACAGUGGACUCUUGGAAACAGAGCGGAAACGCCUUGCGUCAAAUUAUUUGAAUAACCCCUUGUUUCUUUCAGCAAGAGCAAAUGAGGAUCCAUUCUGGAAGAAUGAGAUACACCAUGAUGAACACUGCACUGCAUGCAAGCGUGGCGUUAACUUGCAGCCCUGUGGCACAUGUCCCAGAGCAUAUCACCUCAACUGCUUGGACCCACCCCUCAAAACUGCCCCCAAGGGAGUUUGGGUCUGUCCAAAGUGCCAACAGAAGGUGUUAAAGAAAGAUGACAAUGUGCCAUGGACUGGAACUCUGGCUAUUGUUCACUCCUAUGUUACACGUAAAACAGUCAAAGAAGAAGAGAAGCGAAAGUUAUUAAAGAGAGGCAGUGAGCUGAAGAGUGAGCAUAGACAGUUAGAAGAAAAAGAUCGACUUCUCAACAAUGCAGUGAAGAAAUGCUUAGAGCUAAAAAACAGCCUGUUGGCCCAGCAGAAAGGGACUCAGUCAUCACUGGAACGUCUCAAAACCCUCAUUAGACUGAUACAAAAUGAGCAGAUGAUUCAGGUUACCAUGACGACCACCACCACCUCCUCCCUGCUAACUGUCCCCUGGAUCAAACCCUCAUCUGCCUCUGCUGCCAUGCACAAAGCCUUGCAGCAAUCACAGGGUAACAACUGACAGAGCUGGCUGCAAGAAAGCAAAGGAAGGGGGGAAAAAAAAAAACUUUAUACACAUGCGCAAAGGAGAGAUUAACCUGAAACAAAGGAAAGAAGAAACAAUCUGAGUUUUUAUACGCAUAGAACUUGCAAACCAAUCAGUCCAGUUUGUAGGUCACUGUGGCAGCAACUUCCCACACAGCGGUUUUUGCUGCAGUUUUGUAUUUGCCGAGACCUUCAGUGCUUAUGAGAUUUUUUUGUUAUGUUGGCCUUAAUGUAUUUAUGAAUAUGGAUGAACAGGAAAAGUAUGGCCGAUAGAAAGUGGAAUAUCCUUUUGUGGGGGGCAGACAGUUUUACAGUUCUGCUUUAAGGGGAAAAUUUUAAAAACAAAGAGUUAGUGAGCUAGUAGAGAAGUAGUUGGGUUGAAAGCUAUUUGUGGGAGGGAAAUUGGUAAUAUAAAAUGAAACCGAACUGCUUAGGACUUGACAUGGAUUCUUAUUAAAUGAACAAAGUUGGCUCCAUUGAUUCAGGUGAACUGGAAAUGGGGCUGUUUUGACAAGAAUGACGUCAUGGACACUCACAGAGCCUUCAAAACAAAAGAUCAUUUUUUCAGUAUUAUUAUAGUUGAGAAUUGCAGAUAUUUAAAUAAAGAAACUGUAUGAAGUUAGCGUUUCUAGUAAAAUAUUGAAGUAUUUUCAUGCUGAUGCUUCUGUAUAUGCAUUCCGAAGUAUUUAAAAAAGUAUGACUGUAAAACUCCUUACUUUUUUGCAGGUCCUUUUUACUUAUUUUGCUAUUGGUGUAUUUUUCUCAUGGAGUUUUUGUGCAAGAUUUAGCAUAAACCAUAAUAGUGGAUAUCUUUGGCAGGUUGGGUUUUGUUUAUUAAAGGGAUUAUUUUGGGGGUUUUCUUUUUUGUUAAUUUUUGGUUUUUUUAAAAGAAAAAAGCAAAUAAAUAUUCUGUUUUUGUUUCUUGCCAGUACAGAUAAUAUGCCAAAAAGAUAACUUUACAUUUUUGUACUGCAUUUUUAUUGUUAAAAAUAUCUAAUGUGAAUUUUUUUUAACUUUUUUUUUUGCUUGCAGAAAUAUCUGCUAAAAUGGUACAGGAAAAAAAAAAACUGCCUCAAGGGGUUGUUUCUCAUACUGGAUAAUAUCAAGAGUCUUGGGGGAGGGACGGGCUAUGGAAAAUCAUAAGGGUUUGUUGGUUUUUUGGAAACUUGAUUCCUUUUUAAAAUUUUGUUGCAUUUUAGCACAUUUGAAAGGUGUUUAGCAUUAGCCUGAGAAAAUCCUAGUGCACCUGCUUGUUUCACUAGCUAGUCUUCCUGAUACUCCAAGGGUCCGGCCAGCCCCUCAGUAGGCCACAGGCCUUUCCUGCAAUCCUGAGGCCUACCUCGGAAGUCAGUGAUGGGCACCCCAGUUUUGCUCAAAUUACACACACCAGAUGCCAUCGCCUCCGUCUUUUCUGAGUUCUCAGCCAGUUAGCACAAGAGGUACGUAAGGAAAGCAAGAAGCCACCAGAGCACGACACAAGGCUAGUCUCUCACAUCAGCAUAUCACAUGGUGCCGAAUACCUUUUUUUAAAAAAAAAAAAAACAAAAAAACGAGGGACUGGCUUUUUCUGUCGCCCAUCACUAGGCAGCACGUGGUCCCUUCAACCAUUUUCACAACUCCGGGAGAAACUGUGCAGUACUAUACAAAUCUAUUUUAAUACACAACACUCGGUUGAACAAGAUUUUUAUAUUCUUUUAUUGAUGAACAAAGUGAACUAAGUAAAACACAAUUGUUAUACAUUGGUUAUUGUAUGCCAAUUAUGCAUUCUAAUGUGGCUUGCAAUGUAAAUGUUUUCAGGUUUAAUGAUUUUUUUUCCUUCUCAGACAAAUUAAAAGAAAAGCGUGGAAGGUCGAAUAUGUGAAGAAUUUCUGAAGAAGUGUCUUGGACUGUUAAAAGUAGUUAUUUUGAAAAGGGGACUGUCCAGUGGAUAGUGUGCAUAGAAAAAAAAGUGUUUGUCUUAAAUAUGCCAAUGUAGUUUUACUUCUUUAUGAUGCAUUAAACUUGACUGACAAUUUAA
Molecule: messenger RNA, 4278 nt
Organism: Dromaius novaehollandiae (emu)
Lineage: Eukaryota; Metazoa; Chordata; Aves; Casuariiformes; Dromaiidae
Gene: PHF21B
Product: PHD finger protein 21B
Exons: 15
Coding region: 433-2238 (601 amino acids)
Source: RefSeq, a predicted model, not a curated record